AUGUCAAGUACUUCAGAUAUUGAAAGAAUCUCCCUGGGAGAAUCAGGAAAGCAACCACAACUUAGUCAUGAUACUGAAUUUUCAAAAGGCAAAGAAGAUAGAAAAAUUGACGUUAUUUCCUUGGAAUCUGGAGGAACUGAUGAAGAAACUCUCAAUGAUCCUAAUCCGUUCUUAGAGCCUAAAAUAGCUGAGUAUUAUAGACAGAUUUAUGAAGAUUCACAAUAUGAAUGUAGAGGAGAAUUUGAUCCUUACUUCAAAUGGACUCCUGAAGAAGAGAAAAAAUUAGUUAGAAAAUUAGAUUAUAGAGUAGCUUUAACCUCAUGUAUUUUAUUCGUUGCUUUACAAGUUGAUAGAGGUAAUAUCAGUCAAGCAGUUUCUGAUAAUAUGUUGGAUGACUUAAAUAUGACAACCAAUGAUUACAAUUUGGGUAAUACGUUAUUUUACGUAUCAUUCUUAGCAGCUGAAAUCCCUAUGUCGUUAGUUUCGAAGAAAAUGGGUCCUGAUGUUUUCAUUCCUUUACAAAUCCUUGGUUUUAGUCUUGUUGCUGCUGCCCAAUUUUGGUUGGUAGAUAAAACUGGCUUUUUAAUCUGUAGGGUUUUGUUAGGGUUCCUUGAAGGAUCAUUAAUUGCAGAUUUGGUUAUUUGGUUAUCAUAUUUUUAUAAAUCUAAAGAGUUACCUAUUAGAUUAUCUUGGUUCUGGACAACAUUAUCAUUAGUUACUAUAAGUACUUCGUUAUUGGCGUUUGGAUUAUUGAGAUUAAGAGGUUUACAUGGUAGAGCUGGUUGGAGGUGGUUAUUUUUAAUCGAAGGAUUAUUCACCUUCUGUAUUGGAAUUGCUUCAUUCUAUUUAAUGGUACCUUCAGCUGUACAAACCAAAAAUUGGUUACAUCCUAAAGGUUGGUUCAACGAUAGAGAAGUGAAAAUUGUUGUUAACAGAGUCUUAAGAGAUGAUCCAUCUAAAGGUGAUAUGCACAACAGACAAGCUGUUAGUUUCAGGGGAUUCUGGAAAUCAAUCCUUGAUUAUGAUUUAUGGCCAAUUUAUAUAAUCGGAGUUACAGCUUAUUGUUCUAUGAACACCACUCAACCAUAUUUAACUUUGACUUUGAAACAAAUUGGAUUUUCAACUUUCAAUGUGAACUUGUUAACUAUUCCAGCCACAGUGAUUCAUAUAAUUCUUUUACUUAUCAUUACUUGGGUGUCCGAAAGAAUCAAUGAAAGAGCAUUACUUUCGUUAGUUGUACCGUUAUGGAAUAUUCCAAUUCUUGCAGCAUUGGCCUUCUGGAAAGGUACCAAUGUUAAUGUCUGGGGUACAUUUAUGUUAUAUACUUUGAUUGUAGGUCAACCAUAUAUCCAUGCAAUUUGUGUUUCAUGGUGUUCAAGAAAUUCCAACAGUAUCAGAUCCAGAUCAUUAUCAGCAGCUAUUUAUAAUAUUUUCGUUCAAAUUGGUAGUAUUUAUAGUAACAACAUUUAUAGAACUGAUGAUGCUCCACUUUAUAGAAGAGCUAACAAGACCUUAUUCGGAUUGACUUUCCUUUUAAUUCCAAUCUUCGUUGGAACCAAAUUUUAUUAUAUUUGGAGAAAUAACAGUAAAGCUAAAAUCUGGGAUGCUAUGACCAUUGAAGAGAAAGAACAAUAUCUCCAUGAUAAUAAGGAUCUUGGUAACAAGAGAUUAGAUUUCAGAUUCGCACAUUAA
Yamadazyma jaroonii is the source of this 1692-nucleotide messenger RNA. Lineage: Eukaryota; Fungi; Ascomycota; Pichiomycetes; Serinales; Debaryomycetaceae. The record is from the annotation of a GenBank genome assembly.